AUGGCUGCGCCCGAUAAGGUUCCCAGUGGGCUCCAGCUGGUUUUCGGGUGUGUUGGAGCUCGCGUCAAGCACUUCAUCCUCUACGAUGGAGCCGCCCGCGAGCAGCGUGUAUAUAAUUCAGGGGGAAAUGACAAUAAUAAUGACAGCAAUGCGGCGGACGCCAAUGUGGUCAUCACAGACUCAACAGGUGAUGCUGCCCAGGAAGGACUUCUGAAAUCGUUCUACGAUCUCGGCGAAUCCCUCGUUUUCGUAGAAAAUUUACAAGAAUUGGAUCCGAACAUGUUUCUUGGCCCAUUCCUUGACGUGAUUCGUUCCGAAGAUACUACUGGGCCAGUGACGGGAUUGGCGCUAUCGUCAGUCAACAAAUUUUUGUCGUAUGGCAUGAUCAAUCCAAAGAACGAAGCAUCGUCUUCUGCUGCCGUUCAACAUAUUGCGCUGCGACAAUGCGUGCGGUCUAAGCAACCGUGA
Molecule: messenger RNA, 468 nt
Organism: Notodromas monacha
Lineage: Eukaryota; Metazoa; Arthropoda; Ostracoda; Podocopida; Cyprididae
Source: the annotation of a GenBank genome assembly